GAGCAGCAACUCUGUAAACAAAGCAGCGCCUUCCUACCCCGGCAACGUCUUUGCUGUUGUUUUAAAUAGAACCCGAUGAUUUUAUUCAUUUGUCAGCACAUGGGAUCGAAGCCUCACCUUCACCAAAACACUACGAGUUCUUGACUUUUUGAAGAGCAACGUGCGCUGAGUCUUACGUGGACAGAUUUUGCAGAAUGAAGCCGAGAAAAGUUCGUACCGUUGUCUUAAGCAUUGAGCAGUCCGAGGGAGUCGGCGCAAGAGUUCGCAGGAGCAUCGGGCGAAAAGAACUGAAGAAUUUGGAUCCGUUUCUGAUGCUGGAUGAGUUCCGCGUUAGUAAGCCGGCAGGCUUUCCUGAUCACCCUCACCGCGGAUUUGAGACGGUAACGUACCUCCUAAGCGGUGCAUCGGCUCACGAGGAUUUCUGCGGCCACUCUGGGAAACUGGAGGCUGGGGAUUUGCAGUGGAUGACCGCAGGACGUGGGGUGGUCCACGCAGAAAUGCCCAUGUCAGAUGAGCCCAUAUACGGCCUGCAGCUUUGGGUGAACCUGCGGAAGGUGGAUAAGAUGGUGGAGCCCCAGUACCAGGAACUGAAGAAUCAACAGGUUCCCAAGCCCAGCAAAGAUGGGGUGACUGUUGCUGUGAUAUCGGGAGAGGCGCUUGGUGUGAAGUCAAAGAUUUAUACCAGAACUCCAACAACUUAUCUUGACUUCAGACUGAAGGAAGGUGCAAAACAUGUGCAACCAAUACCCUCAGGUUGGACUGCUUUUAUCUACACUCUCUCGGGAUUCUUGCACACGGGGCCAGAUGAAGAUCUGAAGAAGAUAGAGCCUCACCACACUGUGGUUUUGGAGGAUGGUGACUGUGUCAGAGUGGAAAAUCAGUCAUCUGAAGAGGCACACUUUGUGCUGAUUGCAGGAGAACCCAUCAAUGAACCAGUUGUCCAGCAUGGCCCUUUUGUGAUGACCACAGAGGAGGAGAUAGAGCAGACCAUCAGGGACUUCAGAACAGGCACCAAUGGAUUUGAGAGGGCCAAACACUGGCAAUCAAAAAUACAACAUCUUUAAUCUGUUCCUAUCUAUUCCAGAUGUAUACAAGUGUAUGUCUCUUGAAUGACAUGAUUUUUAAUGGCUUUAUAAAUCUGAUGUAAUUUUGGUGUUUGAAAUGUACUUUGUAUUAGAUUCAGCUAUAAGCUAUUUGUAUUAGAUUGAGUUAUGAGCAACUUUUAUUUAUUUAGUUUGACUUUUCUGUUCACCGUUGUCUUUGAAGUGGUUGGUUAACAGUUAAUUGUACUUGCUUUGAAGGUAAUUAUUAUUACAGUAAAUACCCCAUUUCCCAUAAAUGACCAAGCUGUUUGGAA
Molecule: messenger RNA, 1357 nt
Organism: Colossoma macropomum (tambaqui)
Lineage: Eukaryota; Metazoa; Chordata; Actinopteri; Characiformes; Serrasalmidae
Gene: pir
Product: pirin
Exons: 9
Coding region: 195-1064 (289 amino acids)
Biological process (GO): monocyte differentiation
Cellular component (GO): nucleus
Molecular function (GO): quercetin 2,3-dioxygenase activity
Source: RefSeq, a predicted model, not a curated record